This is a messenger RNA of Talaromyces atroroseus, 1887 nucleotides long. RefSeq lists its product as hypothetical. The record is from RefSeq and is a predicted model, not a curated record. The coding region runs from base 1 to 1887 and encodes 628 amino acids. The transcript is spliced from 3 exons. Lineage: Eukaryota; Fungi; Ascomycota; Eurotiomycetes; Eurotiales; Trichocomaceae.
AUGCUAGGCUGGAUUACAGGGCAAACCGACGACCAGAGCCGGGCCCCUGGCGCAAUGGAUCCGCCUGAAACCCCUGCUCCGGUGUUCGCUAUGCGGGCAUUCAGGAGUGUCAUCUUCGGGACCCCUGCUGGUGAAGACAACGACAAUAAUGAGCGCCCAGCUACUAUGAAAAACAGCGAAACGCCAUUGAUACGCAAGAAGGACGCGGUUCAUCCGACCAUCGAAAUGGCCACAAUUCAACAACAACAACAAGAACCGAAAGAGAAAUCGAGCUCAGAUGCGACAAAUCAACUCAGCGUGUCUCCGACGAAAAGCAUUCUCGUCACGCCAGGGACUAUAUCAAAUAGGCGCAAGACCGUAUCAUUUGGAGACACGGCUGUUCAUGGGGAUUCGGAACGGGAUCGGCCUCAGUCAAGAAGUAGCAGUUUCGCACCCUCAUCCGCGGGUUCGGUAACCAGCCAAUGGAUGUCAAGCCAAUCUGAUGGAAAGUCGAGACCUCGAAGCAGGUUGACACAGAGCCUAAUCGACGCCAAAGAGCUUCAUACAGAAGAGCCUCCUAAAACGAUUGAACCUGCGCGCAAUGAGUCGUUCUCUACCAAAGACAUAUCAAAUGAUAUCGCCAAUGCGGUCGUAACCGAGGACCGCGACGAAACUGUUGAUCUCAAUGAUCCACGCUCACAGUCAGGUCAAUACUGGAAAACGGAAUUUGAAAACUACCGCAAACGGACCAAUUUUGAGAUCAGGAGGCUUAUUGAAUACCGUGCAGUGGCAAAAUCAUAUGCGCGAAAGAAAGAUACAGAGGCCAUGCGUUUGGCAGAAAAGUUGCAAAAAGAGGAAGAAAAAGUCGCGGAGAUGGAGCGUCGUGUGGCUGGGCUUGCUUCGGAUAUGAUGAGCAAGGAUGUUGACGCUGACCGAGAAGACUUGGUUCAAAAACUUGCAAAACAAACCGCUCUAACACUUCAAUUCAAACAUAAAGUCGAGAAUCUACGGAAGACACUUGAACAACAUGGAGUAGUUGGCAGUCCAGAUGCACAGACAGACUCGGAGGAAUUAUGUAAAGAUGAUCGAGCUGAAAUUAUUAGGCUACAACAAGCCCUUGACGAAGCGAAUAAGAAUCUUGAAGAGAAGGUACAAGAUGACGAAUUAGAAAAGCUUCGAAAUUUAGCAAAGUCUUCCGAAAACAAGGUGUCUGAACUUGAGAAGGAAAAUGCUUUGUUGAAAAAGACCAUAGCAAGGGUGAAAGGAGAAAUGGGAAAAUACGAAGAACGGCGUUCUGAGAAGGAGACCAAGUUGAAACAGCGUGCGGCUAAAUAUGAGGCACGAUGUCAGGAAUAUAAGGAGAAAAUGAGAGAGUAUCGGGUGUCAGUCCACGAAGAACGGCAAAUGUAUUCGCAGCAAAUUCAGCGCUUGAAAGAAGAAGUCGCCGCUCUGAGUCUUUCCAACAGGAAACUUUCCGUAAACGAUGCUCAGCGGAGUCUCGAAGAGAAGUCACAUGCGGGAGUACAAGUUCACGAUUUUGGUGACCAGGGUUUACAUCUUCCAGUGGACAAUAAUGAGGAAAUGUUGCAGCAUUGUCUUGCAGAUAAUCGAAGGAAUCGAGGACCGGGAUUUGAUGGAAGCAAUAUAUUGAUUCGAUUGGCUGGGUCUCCCGAAAAGGGUAUACACGGCACUUCUCCCACCGAAAACAACAAUACUGUCAAGCUACCAUCCUCUCCGCCGAUGUCAUCUGAACCAGUCGUAAAUACUCACUGGCAACAUUCAGCCCUAUCAACUGCUACUGCACGAGAAACCCGGACUCUGAAACGUACAAAGGCCAUUCAACCACGGCAGAAAGGCGGGGGCCAACUUGAAGAGGAAAAAGAAAAUGUUCGCUACAUUGUAAUUUGA